GCUGAUCGCUGAGACGUAUUUCGAUUUAUUUUUAUCAUUUUUUUUAUUAACGAUUAUGAUCAUCAAUAAAAUCGAUAGAGACGAGGAUUGAAGGAAAUUUGGAGAUCAUGGCGACGAUGUCAACGUCGACAGGAAAUAUUUCAAAAAGGUACUCGAUGCCAAGUGCUCGUCAAGGAAGUGUCUACGACCUGGACAUCGACAUGUUCCUGAAGAUCUCCAACUACGAGGACACAGUGCGCCAGCUAGACGUUUACUAUGGAAUAGUAAAACGUCAACUCCUGAAUUACCAGAGCUGCAUCAACGGUUUAUUCCCGGUGACAUCGACAGACAAAAAAAUAGGGAGUGUAAAAGACAGUAUUUACUGUGCCUCAGCAAUCUGGAGUCUCUACCAGGCAUACAGAAGAAUCGACGAUGACAGAGGAAAGUCCCACGAGUUGGGACAAUCAGCAGUAAAAUGCAUGAGAGGCAUCCUGGAGUGCUGGAUACGUCAAUCAGACAGAAUCGAAAAAUUCAAGACAAAUCAGUGCAACCGUUUCUCCCUCCACUGCAAAUUCGACCUGAACACGGGUGACGAAAUCUUCGAGGACACCGAUUACUUCCACCUCCAGAUAGACGUCGUCUCCCUGUACCUGAUAUUCCUGGUGCAGAUGAUAUCGUCGGGUCUCCAGAUAAUCUACACCCAGGACGAAGUGGCAUUCAUCCAGAAUCUAGUCUACUACGUGGAGAGGGCGUACAGAACUCCAGACUACGGUAUGUGGGAGAGAGGUAGCAGAUACAACGAUGGAACACCAGAGAUUCACGCUAGCUCCAUAGGCAUGGCGAAGAGCGCCCUGGAGGCGAUUAAUGGUUGCAAUUUAUUCGGUGAAAAGGGUGCAUCGUGGUCAGUCGUCUACGUGGACAUCGAUGCGCACAACAGAAACCGAAGUAUCUUCGAGACAAUGCUCCCAAGGGAAUCAUCCUCGAAGAGCGUUGACUCAGCACUUCUGCCUACCAUCUCGUUUCCAGCAUUCGCCACCCACGAGGAAUACCUCUACAACGAGACAAAAUCUAAUGUCGUAAGAAAAUUGAAGGGCUCGUACGGAUUCAAAAGAUUCGGAAGGGACGGCUACAAGACCGUCAUCGAGGAUCCCGAGAGGAGAUUCUACAGGACUGGAGAAAUCCGGGACUUCGAUAAGAUCGAGUGCGAGUGGCCCCUCUUUUAUAUUUUUAUGAUCAUCGAUGGGGUCUUCAAGUCCAUUCCUGAACAGGUAGAGGAGUACCAGAAUCUCCUGAAGCCUAGGAUCCAUAAAGAUCUCAAUGGGGAUCCAAUUAUUCCCAUGUAUUAUUACGUACCUGAGAAGAAUAUCGACAGCGAGAGGAAUGAACCAUCUAGUACCUUCAGGCUUGCGAGUCUCGUCGGUAGUGGGAAUCGAAUCGCUGGGGAUGAGGAGGGAAAUGGAAUUUAUCUCUGGAAUCAAUCGAUGUUCGUUAUUGCACAGCUGUUGACUGCUGGACUCCUCCACAUCAACGAGCUGGAUCCCAUCCGGAGGUACCUGCCAUCCUACAAUCGACCUCGACGAGCUGGGAGGUAUUCAGCCUUUCAGGGAACGCAUUCGGAUCUAGUGGUCCAGAUAGUCCUGAUAGCAGAAUCAAUGCGCCUCCAGGCGAUGAUGGCAACGUACGGUAUCCAAACGCAAACUCCCCACGAGGUAGAGCCAGUGCAGAUUCUGUCAUCAGUGCAGCUAGUGAAAGUCUACCAGAAGUUGGGAAUAAAUGGUAAAUUGAAGCUCCAGGGUCGUCCAGGUCGUCCAAUCGGUUCCCUAGGUACCAGUAAAGUGUACAGAGUCUGUGGUAUGACAGUUCUUUGCUAUCCCCUGAUCUUCGAGGUAUCGCAAUUCUACUUGUACCGCGACAUGGCACUCCUGAUAGACGACAUAAAAACCGAAUUAAAAUUCGUGGGAAAGUACUGGAGAUUGUCAGGAAGACCAACCGUUUGUCUCCUGAUUCGUGAGGAGCACAUGAGAGAUCCACAGUUCAAGGAGAUGCUCGAUUUAUUUGCAAUGCUGAAGAAGGGCUACUGCGAUGGAACGAAAGUACGAAUUGGUCGUCUUCAGAAUCUUAUAUCAUCAUCCUGCAUCGAGCACUUGGAUUUUGUCAGCUCGAUGGAGACUGAUCUAGAGCUGACGCAAUUCAAGCAGCUGAAGCACGACUACAUCGGCUAUCAGAGCCUGACUGAUGUCCCGAGGACUCUGUCCUACGUUGAAGAGCCCAUUGAUUACUCGAAAUUCACCAAUGAAUCAACACCGAAUAUUCUCCAGGAGAUUCGCAACUCGGUGGGGCUUUACGCCAAGUGUCAGCUCUAUGGAAUGCUCUUGAAGAAAGAAGGGGUUAAUUAUGAGAUCAGUGGAAUGACUGUUGGUGAUCACCUGAGGAAACUCUAUCAGCAGGCUGGAAGCCUCAGGUACUGGAUGGCUGUGAGGUACUGCAGCAGUUUGUUAAAUCACACUGUCGACAGCAUCAGUCCUUUCAUCACUGGUGUUCUUGUCAAGGGAAAACAGAUAACUGUUGGUGUCAUUGGCCAGCAGGAGACUGUAUUCGAUAAACCAAUGACACCAUCUGAGAUCCAGUCAGUCAUGUACUCGACUAUUCAGCCACACGAUGUCGUCCAGGCUGUACUCCAGCAAGAGAUUCUACUCUACUGUGGAAGAUUAAUUGGUACCAAUCCUGACAUGUUCAGGGGCAUCCUCAAAAUCAGGAUUGGAUGGGUUCUCGAGGCCAUCAGGCUCUACCUGGAACUCUUCGUUAAGAACCCAAAACCUAUUGAGAAUUAUAGUCCUUAUGAGAUCAGGAGAAUUCUUAUUAAGGUACUCACUGUCAAGGAUUGGGCCUCCAGGGAGCAUCUCACUGUCAUCAGCAGGAGGAAGAUCGAGGGGAGCCUCUGCAGGGUUCCACCACAUUUUUAUAAUCAAGUGUGGGAGGUGCUGAUGAGGUGUCCUGGGGGGAUUAGAGUCAAUGGAAAAGAAUUGCCUCAGCAACCCACUCUUUCCAACAUGACGAGAUCUGAAUUGACUUUUGCACUUCUUGUUGAAUCAAUUCUUCAUCAUAUUCAUCUGCCUGAGUAUCGACAGAUUGUUGUUGAGCUUUUGAAUAUUGUCUCCGUUAUUUUGAUGAGGAAUCCAGAGCUCAUGUUCAGGCGGGAAUUGGAUUUAAAUUCUCUCGUGGAGGAUGCCUUCACCAUGUAUUGUAAGGAUCAUAAUGUCGAGAGGAGCUCUGAUAUGGCGAAUUUUUUUGCUGCUCAUUACUCUGUUACCACUGGGUAUCUUGCCAGGGCUGUUGUCAAUAAUGUACUCACGGGGGGGUCUAUGGUCACUCCUAUUGAUUUUGAUGUACCUAGCGAAUCCUCGGAGAUGUGUAAUGUUAGUUAAUUUAUUUAAGAUGUUGUGUUAUUCUAAAAUUCUGGAUCUCUGAUCUGAAAUUCUCACAAAAUCAGGGGAUAUCAAAAUUGAAAGAUUAAUUGUUAUCGCAAAUUGUUAAUUGUUUUAUUGAAAUUCUGGGGAUUCGCCGUUUUUUUUGGUGGGAAUUCUUUUUUGUGGCCUCUUUUUGGAUUGGAGGCUUUAGAUUUUUUUAGUGAUUCUGCUCAGACUGGAAUCUUCUGUGCCAUGUAAAUAAAAUGAAAUACUCAUUA
This is a messenger RNA of Fopius arisanus, 3664 nucleotides long. Its product is annotated as probable phosphorylase b kinase regulatory subunit beta. The transcript is spliced from 3 exons. Gene Ontology annotation, biological process: glycogen metabolic process. The record is from RefSeq and is a predicted model, not a curated record. Gene Ontology annotation, cellular component: phosphorylase kinase complex. NCBI's taxonomy places the organism in Eukaryota, Metazoa, Arthropoda, Insecta, Hymenoptera, Braconidae. Gene Ontology annotation, molecular function: calmodulin binding. Bases 108 to 3404 code for a protein of 1098 amino acids.